Molecule: messenger RNA, 1263 nt
Organism: Arctia plantaginis
Lineage: Eukaryota; Metazoa; Arthropoda; Insecta; Lepidoptera; Erebidae
Source: the annotation of a GenBank genome assembly
AUGCACAACAUUGAUUCAGAUAGUGAAGACGACUUGCCACCGGGGUGGGAAGAAAAAUCAACUGAAGAUGGGAAUGUGUACUUUGUAAAUACUUGUGCAAAUAAAACUCAAUGGACUCAUCCAAGGACAGGGUGUAAAAAAGUAAUUCCUAAGGAUUUACCCUUUGGCUGGUCAAAAGCUCUAGACGAAGAGGGAAAAAUAAUGUAUAUUCAGAAGGAAACCGGAAGUAAAACAUACGUUGACCCCAGAUUAGCAUUUUCUAAAGAAGAUAAAAAACAUGUGCAUGAUUUCCGUCAACGAUUUGACGGAUCAUCUACAGCUUAUCAGGUAUUACAUGGAGUGGAUUUAUCAGGAAAAUAUGCAAUGGUAACUGGUUCUAAUGUAGGUAUUGGUUAUGAAACUGCAAAGUCAUUAGCAAGGCAUGGCUGUAAUGUUUUAUUUGCAAACCGUAAUAUGGAGUCUACUCAAAAGGCUAUAGAAGACAUUGUGAAAGAAACAAAUGCAUCUGAGGAUAGUUUAUUAUCUAUUCAUUUAGAUUUAUCCUCUCUACAAAGUGUUAAGAAAUGUGCUUCUGCAGUUAAAACACUGUUUUCAGAUCAUCUAGAUAUUGUCAUACUGAAUGCAGGGGUAUUUGGCCUUCCAUAUACAGAGACAGAGGAUAACAUUGAAACAACAUUCCAAGUGAAUCAUCUCAGCCACAUGUAUUUAGCUUUAUUGUUGAAACCACUCCUGAAGAAAGGUUCACGGGUUCUCUUUGUAUCAUCAGAGUCACACAGAUUUGCAAGUCUCAAAAACAUGUUCACUCAACACAAUUUAACAUAUAUUAAGGACUCGUAUAGUUCAAUGAUGGCGUAUAACAAUUCGAAGCUAUUUAACGUCAUAACUGCUAAGGUGUUAAGCGAAGAAUGGCGAAGUGAAGGCAUUUGUGUGAAUUCUCUACAUCCCGGUAAUAUGGUAUACAGCAAUAUCAGCAAGUCGUGGUGGUUAUUCAGAUUAGCCUUCUAUAUAGUUAGACCUUUUACUAAAUCGUUGCAACAAGCUGCUGCAACAACAAUAUAUGCAGCAACCGCAUCUGAAUUAGAAGGAGUCACUGGUCUAUACUUCAACAAUUGUUUCUACUGCGAAGAGUCUGCCUUGGCGCGAGAUAGAGAUAUAGCUCUCGAAGUGUUCGGAAUGUCCCUCAAAAUGAUCGCCGAACGAAUGGGCACUGAACACAUUCAAAAAUAUUUACAAACGUAUUCUGUUAGAAAAACUGGAUCAUGA